AUCAGUUUAAUAUUUUUUGUUUCAUAGCGUACUUUCACUGACGGAGUAACAAUUAUAUCAAUAAGGGAAAAUAUAAUUUGCCUGUGAGGCGCAACUUAAAAGAUGAGGUCAUUAAAUUCCUCUUGUCACAAUAUCAAUAAAAUUGCGUUCAGAUAUUCUGGACCUUUAAAUGCCGUAUCGAUCUCACUAAUUUCCUCUAUACUAAAACACUACCCGGAACCAUUUGAUGUGACACAGGCUGGGUUUAGGACUGCAGUCCAUGUACGGAUCACCUCUCAUUGUUUACAUUUCAAUUCGGUAUGUUCCCUGGGUUUUUGAGGUUGUCAGUAACGCGGAAUCGACUCUAACCCUUUAUCGAUUAUAUAUAUUUAGGUUAAGAGUAAACAUACCCUCAGAGGUAAAAUCGAGGAGUGAAGCGACGACUAGCCCUGUGUGCUAACAAACUAACCCAGCUCCAUCUUUACUGUGUCGCCUAGUUGCUCCAAAAAUGCCAUAUUAGCCUCCGCAUUUAAGCUGGAUUUUUCCUGCCAGGAUUUCCAGAAUAAACCCAUGAUUGAGGUGGAAUAGCACCUAGUCAGCCUUAAGGGCACAGUCAGUCUUCAGUUCAGGCAAUAUUCCAGGUGCACAAUGUUUGGUGUACCUAAAAGUUCCAAGUCCGAGUUCCUGGACAAAGCAAGGCAGGCCAGGGAGGAGAGGAAAGGUCAGAAGGAGAAGGAGAGAGCAGCAACCCAGAUCCAAGCUCUGGUUAGGAGAUUCCUCUGUCGAUGCAGACUGCAGAAGCAAAUUAGGAAAGAAGUUGAUGACUAUUUCCAAGCCUCUGAACCAGGCACAUCAAAAAGAAAUGCACUUUCAAUUUUCAAAAUUGCUCAGAAGUUGAUGUUUAUAUUUUGUCAAGAGGACAAGAUGAGGUUUGAAAAGCUCUGUCGUGCUAUUCUGGCCAGCAUGGAGGUUGAAAAUGAACCUAAAGUCUGGUAUGUGUCAUUGGCCCUUUCCAAAGAUCUUACUAUACCCUGGCUCAAACAGAUUAAAGAUGUCCUGUGGACCUGCUGUCAGUUAUUGAAAAACCUAAAGCCUGACAUACUUCAGGACAAUAAAUUGGUUACACUGUACCUCACCAUGCUGGUAACAUUCACAGACACGUCAACCUGGAGGAUAGUGCGUGGAAAGGGAGAAGCUUUCCGACCUGCUUUAAUAAAGAUCUGUGAAAACAUCAUGGGCCAUCUCAAUCAAAAAGGAUUUUAUUCCAUGCUUCAGAUCUUGUUGACCAAUGGCUUGGCUCGCUCUAAGCCCUCCCUGUCCAAAGGCAGUCUCACAGCAGUUUUCACCCUGUCAUUAAGGCCGGUCAUUGCUGCUCACUUCUCUGACAACCUCCUGAGAUCAUUUCUUGUGCACAUCAUGUCAGUUCCCGCUCUCAUAUCCCACCUCACUAUGCUAGCACCAGAGAGCAUGACAACAAUCCAGACCCAUGACCUCCUGAGGAAGUUCAUUUUGUUUCUCAGUCAGGAAGAACAGUGUUCAGACAUCUGUGUAUGUCUGGAGGGGAGCCACACACUCUGCUUACUUGGUAAUCUGAUUCACUUGGGUUACAUAAAUGAGAAGGUUCUGGAAGAGGAGGCCCAUCAUUUUGUGAAGGACCUGACUGUCAUGUUGUCAUACUGCCAGAGAUAUGUGUCCCAGAAGAAAUCCAACCUCACACACUGGCAUCCUGUGCUCGGCUGCAUCUCCCAAAAUGUAGACUACGGUCUGAAUGAAUCAAUGCCACUGGUCACCAAACAGCUUCAGUACCUUUGGGGUGUCUCUGUCAUCCGAACGCUCUUCAGUGAUGUCCUGUCUAAAAAGCUUGAAAGUCAAGAACCUACUCCUCCACCUCCACAGCCCAGCACCUCACAGAACAACCUGCCUGUUAAAAAUCUUUUUAAACGAGCGUUUCAGAAGUCCGCUUCAGUUAGGAACAUCCUGAAACCAGUAGGUGGGAAGCGAGUCGACUCGGCCGAGGUCCAGAAGGUGUGCAGCAUCUGUGUACUGUACCAGACCGCUCUGUCUACACUAACGCAAAUACGCCUCCAGAUUCUCACAGGUCUGACACACCUUGAUGACCUUUUGCCAAAACUGUGGGCCUUCAUCUGUGAGCUUGGUCCUCAGGGAGGACUCAAACUCUUCAUGGAGUGUCUGAACAACGACACGGACGAGUCCAAGCAGCUUCUGUCCAUGCUCAUGCUGUUUUGUGAUUGCUCACGGCAUCUCAUCACAAUUCUCGAUGACAUUGAGGUGUACGAAGAACAAACGUCCUUCAAGAUAGAAGAACUCAUCACUAUCUCCUCCUUUCUGAACACAUUUGUGUACAAGAUGGUAUGGGAUGGCAUCCUAGAGAACGCAAAAGGAGAGAAACUGGAAUUGUUCCACAGCGUUCACGGCUGGCUGAUGGUUCUCUACGAACGAGACUGCAGGCGACGGUUCACACCGGACGACCACUGGCUACGCAAGGACCUGAAACCUAGCCUGUUGUUCCAAGAGCUAGAGAAAGGGAAAAAAAGAGCUCAACUUUUGUUGCAGUACAUCCCCCAUGUCAUUCCACAUAAAAACAGGGUUCUGUUGUUUAGGAACAUUGUAACAAAGGAAAAGGAAAACUUGGGCCUGGUUGAAACCAGCUCAGCUUCACCUCAUGUCACACAUAUUACCAUCCGUCGUUCACGUAUGUUAGAGGAUGGAUAUGACCAACUACGUCGUUUACCGGUGAAUUCCAUAAAAGGUGUCAUCCGUGUGAAGUUUGUGAACGACUUGGGAGUAGACGAGGCUGGUAUCGACCAGGAUGGUGUCUUUAAGGAGUUUCUGGAGGAGAUUAUUAAAAAAGUGUUCAAUCCAGCUCUCAACCUAUUCAGGACUACGAGUGGAGAUGAAAGGCUGUAUCCUUCACCCACAUCUUAUAUCCAUGAGAACCACUUACAGCUAUUUGAGUUUGUGGGGAAGAUGCUCGGGAAAGCUGUCUAUGAGGGCAUUGUGGUAGAUGUGCCGUUCGCCUCCUUUUUCCUCAGUCAGGUCUUGGGUCACCAUCACAGCACCUUCUACAGCUCCAUUGAUGAGCUUCCUUCCCUGGACUCAGAGUUUUACAAAAACCUCACAUCCAUAAAGCGUUAUGAUGGAGACGUGGGGGAUUUAGGACUGACACUCUCCUAUGAUGAGGAUGUCAUGGGACAGCUCGUUUGUCAUGAGCUCAUACCUGGUGGGAAAACAAUGGCCGUCACCAAUGAGAACAGGAUCAGCUACAUCCACCUCAUGGCUCACUUCCGUAUGCACACACAGAUUAAAGAACAAACGGCAGGUUUUAUCCGAGGUUUUCGCUGCAUCAUUAAUCCAGAGUGGCUGCACAUGUUUUCAACACCUGAGGUUCAACGUCUGGUCUCAGGAGACAACGCUGAAAUUGAUCUUGAUGACCUCAAAAAACACACAGUUUAUUAUGGAGGAUUUCACAGCAGCCAUCGAGUCAUCAUCUGGUUGUGGGACAUCCUGUCCAGUGACUUUAAUGCUGACGAGAGAGCUAUGUUCCUAAAAUUUGUUACCAGCUGUUCGAGGCCACCUCUGCUAGGAUUCGCCUACCUCAAGCCACCUUUCUCCAUCCGCUGUGUGGAGGUUUCAGACGAUCAGGACACUGGUGACACCCUUGGCAGUGUUCUGAGAGGCUUUUUUACUAUUCGCAAGAAGGAACCCGGGGGUCGACUUCCCACUUCCUCUACGUGCUUCAACCUGCUGAAGCUGCCCAACUACAGCAAAAAAAGCAUCCUUCGUGACAAGCUGCGCUACGCGAUCAGUAUGAAUACAGGCUUCGAACUGUCCUAACUAAACUGGAUCAGGACAAUUUGCACCCAAGGCCUGUGUCUAACAACCUGAACCAAGUUUCAGGCCCAGCUUAUCAGGACUCGAACCUGUCACAUCAGAGGGAACGACACACAGACUGAAGGGGAGUCACAAAGGACCCACACAGUCGUCAUUUCUCUAUCCAGGACUGAACGAGCUCAGUUUGACUUUAGAUGCUGUUUGUGCAGCACAAUGUGAUUUUAAAGGUCUCCCUCUGCCAUUACUAAUCUAAGGUGAUCAACUCGGUGAAAUACAGUUGCACAGAGGCUGAAUCUGUUUCUCAGGCUUAACAGAAUCAUUUUGGAUCCAACAGGUUCCUUUUAGGUGAACUGGAAAGCAAUACAGAUGCAAUGCAAGCCAUUAUGGUAUUACACAUGGUUGACUCACACAAGUAAAACCAAGCAAUGUAUUGUCAUAAACUCAAAUCUUUGGACUUGCUGCGGUAGGACGAGUCCUUUAAGUGUUUAGUUGAACACAAGGUGUCUUUUAUAAUACGGACAAAGACAACUCAUUCUCAUGUCAUCGAUAUAUGUGCAUAAGAAGUGCUCACAACAAUAAUGUGUAAAUGUGUUGACAAUUAAUGUCUCAUUUUCAAAGGAAACAAUGUCAUUUAAUUCUACACUAGGAGACACUGCAUAGGACAGAGAAGUGUUAAACAGUGUACAAAUGAAAACACUUCUGCAUUUCUUGAACAGCACCAAAAAGCUCCUGCUGUUUAAUUCAGAAUGAUUUCUUCUAAUAUUGGAUCUUUUUCGUGACUGGUCCUCCCAUUUUGGUGGAGCAGAGGAAAGCAAAUGUUCAUCAUGAUGUCUUUUAACGUACACUCCAAAAAAAAAGAAGAGUAAAAUCAAUCCUUUGUACUUGUUGUAAAAAUGAACUUCUUACACUACACAGAGUGCCUCAUGUAACGUCGCGCCCCCUUCAUUCUAACAACUGACUGUGUCCCAGCUGUUUCCAGUAACCACGUAUAUAUUGGAGAAA
This is a messenger RNA of Cynoglossus semilaevis (tongue sole), 4833 nucleotides long. RefSeq names its product ubiquitin protein ligase E3B (gene ube3b). The coding region runs from base 628 to 3834 and encodes 1068 amino acids. The record is from RefSeq and is a predicted model, not a curated record. The transcript is spliced from 27 exons. Gene Ontology annotation, biological process: ubiquitin-dependent protein catabolic process; protein polyubiquitination. Gene Ontology annotation, molecular function: protein binding; ubiquitin protein ligase activity. Lineage: Eukaryota; Metazoa; Chordata; Actinopteri; Pleuronectiformes; Cynoglossidae.